AUGGGGAACCUGGAUAUGGCGGUGGGAAGCAUCCUUCUUGCUCUGAUCUCCGCCGGUAUCUACAUCUUCUUGAUAUCGCCCGCCGCCAAGCGCCGCCAGCUGGAGGUCAGCGGACUGAGAGGUCCCGUCCCAGAAUUCCCUCUAGGGAACAUCUCCGAGAUGAGGAAGGAGAGCCGAGCUCCUGCUCCUCCUACGGGGCAGUCGAUGAUCACCCACGACAUCCACUCCGCCGUCUUCCCUUUCUUCUCUCGGUGGCGGGAGUCCUACGGUACGCCGAAUACGAGGACCUCUCAUCUUCCCCAACCCAUGGCGAGUGCUUGCAGUAAACAUAGAAAUACCUCGCUAAUGAUACCACAUCUGCAUACUCAGGGAAGGUCUUCGUCUACUGGAUGGGCACGGAGUCCUUCCUCUACGUUGCAGACCCGGACUUCCUGAGCAAGAUGACGGCGGCCACGACGGAAAACAGCUGGGGGAAGCCCAACAUGUUCAGGCAAGACAGGAGACCCCUGUUUGGAGAGGGAAUGGUGAUGAUUGAAGGCGAGAGUUGGGCCCAUCGCAGGCACAUAAUCACCCCAGCCUUCUCCACGAGUAACCUCAAGGUGAGUGAUCUCCUAAGAUUGAUUUCAAGCAUUGUUAACCCCGUUGUUGUUCUCUCUUCGUCGGAUGAACAGAUUUUGAUAUUUCUUUCUUUUUCGUUCUGGAGUAGUAUAUGCUGGACAUGGUUGCGGAAUCCGCCUCCACCAUGAUAGACGAGUGGAGCAGCUUGCUGGCCUCUGGACGCCGGGAGAUAGAUAUGUACGACCAUCUAACCAGAAAGACGGGGGAGAUCAUAGUUAAUAUCGUCUUUGGGAGGAACGACGGCAACGGGAAGGAGGUACUCCGGAGGCAAAUUGACCUGAAGUACCAGUUAUUCAGAAGCAAAAGGCUCCUGGGGGUGCCUUUCAGCAGACUGUUCCAUCUCAAGCAGACGCUGGCCUCAGAGGCGCAGGGGAGGGAGAUGGACAGGCUCCUAUUGUCCUCGAUAGAGUCCCGGAAGGCCGCAAUGGAUUCCGAGGAAGCAGGGGCUUUUGUCCCGCGUGGAGACCUGCUGGGGCUGCUUCUGACGUGGAACCAGAUGUGUGCUGAUCACGACUCGAAGAAGCUCACUCCGAUAGAGAUCGUCGGAGAGUGCAAGACCUUCCUCUUCGGCGGCCACGAAACCACGUCUGUAGCUCUCUCCUGGACGUCACUUCUCUUGGCACAGCAUCCCGAGUGGCAGACUAUUCUGCGUAAGGAGGCCGAAGAGGUCCUCGCUGAUGCACCUCCUGACUCUUCCGCGCUCGCUAAAUUGAUCAAGGUUUUCCAUCUUCUCUUUCUCCUCAUAUUCUCCUCUCCCCCCCCCCCCUCCCCCCAUCCUACUCUCUCUCUCUGACCCUAAGUUCUUUCUUCUUCACGAUUUAGAUGAGAUGGGUUAUGAACGAGGCGAUGAGGCUCUACCCGUCGGCCAUCGCGCAGCGGCAAGCGAGGCAGGACGUCCGUGUUGGGGAGGUGGUCAUCCCCAAGGGGACCAACAUCUGGGUCGACAUCCUCGGGAUGCACCAUGACCCCGCACUCUGGGGCUCCGACGCCAACGAAUUCAGGCCGGAGAGAUUCAGCGAUAGCCUCCACGGAGGCUGCAAGCACCGGAUGGGCUUCCUCCCCUUCGGCUUCGGCGGCCGGCUCUGCAUUGGCCGGAAUCUCGCCAUUUUCGAGUACAAGAUCCUCCUGAGUUCCAUCCUCAGAAGAUUUUCCUUGGCCCUCUCCCCUUCCUACGUUCACUCUCCCUCCAUGAUGCUCUCCCUCAGGCCCUCCCAUGGCGUCCCCCUCAUUCUCACCCCCCUCCCUGUAAACUAA
Molecule: messenger RNA, 1872 nt
Organism: Spirodela intermedia
Lineage: Eukaryota; Viridiplantae; Streptophyta; Magnoliopsida; Alismatales; Araceae
Source: the annotation of a GenBank genome assembly